Messenger RNA from Zymoseptoria tritici IPO323, 1344 nucleotides. RefSeq lists its product as uncharacterized. Lineage: Eukaryota; Fungi; Ascomycota; Dothideomycetes; Mycosphaerellales; Mycosphaerellaceae. The record is from RefSeq and is a predicted model, not a curated record. The transcript is spliced from 3 exons. The coding region runs from base 1 to 1344 and encodes 447 amino acids.
AUGAUCUACCACAACUGCCCUGUCACUCUCCAAGCCGCUCAAAACGGCGACCUCCAGAUCCUCAAACGCGAACUUUCCACCUUCACCCUCCCCGAUGCUACGAUUGGCAAGCCUCCGCCCCUUGCCAAUUUCCUCCACAGCCUCCCUUAUCGCUACAUCUGCGCCGCCGCCGACUCCGGGCAGCACGAGUGCGUCCGCUGGCUGAUUCACGACAAGUUUCCCGACUUCGUCCCGGACUUCGAUGCCCAUUGGAGCGCGCUGGACGGUGGAAUAGGCGUGUGCAGAGUGUUUUGGGACAAGUGGCCGGGCCUGCCGUGGCAGAGGAUGGGGAUUCAGGGGAAUCCGAUGGGAUUUGCUGUUCUGGGGUCCAGCUGGGACUUGGUGGUGGAGUUGUUGGGUCGGGGUGUGGACCCGAAUGAGGCGGAGGACAAAUACCAGCGCUGGACUGCGAUCCAGCUCAACAGGUCGGUGCGGACGUUUGAGAAGUGGUUCGAUGAUGUCGAAGAUGAGAUUCUGGAAUUGAUUUUUGAUCAUGGAUAUCGGAUUCCGUAUGGAGCGAAGAGACAUGGUCGGGAUGCUCUUGCGUCUCUCGUGCGAGCUCGGAGGGAAAGAAUGAGGUACAGAGCUGCCUUGGAGACGUCUUCGAGCUCCUCCUAUGAGAGCGCGGAUAUCUCGGACAGCCAGACUACCGAGGAGUGGGAUCUCGACGCUCAACUGGGAGAGAUGGCCCUGGUGAAGUCCGAGUCGGGAACCAAGUCUGAGCAAGGAAUCAAGUCUGAGCCUGAGAUGAAGUCGGAGCAUGGAAACAAGUCUGAGCCUGAGAUGAAGUCGGAGCAUAGAACCAACUCUGAGCCCGGCGAGUCGAGCAUCAAAGGCACAGUUCUACCAGAUCUGCGGGCGUCGACUGUGGAAGUGGAGGUAGCAGAAGUGCUUGAUGGCAACGAGUCUGCUUCAGAGGAGUCAGACAGCAUACUAUCGGCUUCUGAGAGCUUCGACGAUGGAGAUUCAGACUACAAGCCGUCAGACAAGUCAGAUUCACCCAUGGAGCAGUCCGAUGAUGAAAAUGAAGAUGAAGCUAUGGAGUACGCCGGCGAUGAUGAGGACUAUCAAAAGCAAGAUCUCGCUCGUAACGAAGAGUCCAUGGAAGACGAGGGCUCACUCGAUGAAGAGUCCGGAAACAACCAGGAGACGCCAGCCGGACAUCGAUCGCCAGUACCACGGCCGAGAGAAUCGGUCUGUGGUGUGCCGACGAUCAAGGCUUCCUCAUCGGAGGAAGGAUGGUCGCCUCGUCAAACUUCGCCUCGACCUGAGGAAGUAGCAGUUUUCUGGACAAGCGGUCUGUAG